Messenger RNA from Aspergillus mulundensis, 1266 nucleotides. Its product is annotated as tRNA methyltransferase TRM7. Gene Ontology annotation, molecular function: tRNA methyltransferase activity. The transcript has a single exon. The record is from RefSeq and is a predicted model, not a curated record. Gene Ontology annotation, biological process: tRNA methylation; cytoplasmic translation. Bases 1 to 1266 code for a protein of 421 amino acids. NCBI's taxonomy places the organism in Eukaryota, Fungi, Ascomycota, Eurotiomycetes, Eurotiales, Aspergillaceae. Gene Ontology annotation, cellular component: cytoplasm.
AUGGGAAAAUCCUCAAAAGACAAGCGCGACGCUUACUACCGCCUUGCCAAAGAGCAGAACUGGCGCGCGCGAUCCGCCUUCAAACUCAUCCAGAUCGACGAGCAAUUCGAUCUAUUCGAGCAUGAGAAUCCGGAGAAGGUGACCCGCGUCGUCGACCUUUGCGCGGCCCCCGGGAGCUGGAGUCAGGUGCUCAGUCGUGUCUUGAUCAAGGGCGAGAGCUUCGGUCGCAGAUCCUGGGUUGAGAAGAGGCGCAAGGAACAAGCGCCAUUGGCGAAAUUGAACGGAGAUGCACCGGCGGAGAACGAGGACACCGACGACACAGACUCAACCGCAUUGAAGCCACGGAAGAAUGUCAAGAUCGUCUCUAUCGAUCUGCAGCCUAUGGCACCCCUUCAAGGCAUCACAACCCUCCAAGCCGACAUCACCCACCCCUCCACCAUCCCUCUUCUCCUACGGGCACUAGACCCUGAAGCCUACGACUCCACAACCUCCUCCACGCCUCAUGCUGUCCGCCAGCCGCAUCCCGUUGACCUUGUCAUCUCCGACGGUGCUCCGGACGUGACAGGUCUGCACGAUCUUGACAUCUACAUCCAGUCCCAACUCCUCUACUCCGCACUCAACCUAGCCCUAGGCGUCCUCCGACCAGGCGGAAAGUUCGUCGCGAAGAUCUUCCGCGACCGCGACGUGGACCUCCUUUACUCGCAGCUCCGAACAGUCUUCGAGCGAGUAAGCGUUGCAAAGCCCAGGAGUAGUCGUGCCAGUUCUCUCGAAGCCUUCAUCGUCUGCGAGGGUUUCAUUCCACCCGCUAUCCACGAUGCCCAGCUUGGUAUGGACACUCUGAAGAACCCCCUCUUCGGUGGUGCAGCUGUACCGAAGCCUAUAUCAGCCGACGGGAACCUCGCCGCAGAGGUACCCGACGAGGAGUCAAGCACAGACAAGCCCGUCGCCACAUCAGCAGGCCCUCAAAGCAACGAUUUCCAAACUCGUCUCUUACACAAGGACUCAGGCGACUCAACCACACCUGAACCUCUGUUCAACAACCCUCAGAAGUUCGCGCCUGAGAACCGGUGGAUACCCUCGUUCAUUGCGUGCGGCGACCUCUCGGCUUGGGACUCCGAUGCUUCAUACACACUACCGCCUGAUUAUGUGAACUUGGAUCCCGUACAACCACCCAUGGCCCCACCGUACCGGCGAGCGCUUGAGCUGAGAAAGGAGAGGGGUGGUGCGUAUGGCAAGACAAAGUUGGGAGCUAUGGGGCGGGCGUGA